AGCCUGCUCAGGAUAUAAGGACAAGCAAAACCUCUCCUGGUUAAACUUAGUGUUUGUACUGAUCAUGUGGAUGGGACUAACCCUGGGCUGGAGCUAUAUUACCCUUGUCCUGAGCAUGUAUACAGGGGUCUUAUACACUGGCUUCCUCUGCUUGAAUGCAGCUACAAUACCCCCACCGAAUGUGGACGUUUGUUCCACCUGUCACGUUAAUGCUUCCUGCACAACCAAGGAUGGAAUGAAAGCCUGCACCUGUAACUAUGGAUUCUAUGGAAAUGGAAGGAGCUUCUGCACAGAUAAAGAUGAAUGCCAAAUGGGUUCUAUAAAGAUCUGUGGGAACUAUACAACUUGUUACAAUACAUAUGGCAGUUAUUACUGUACAUGCAAUGAAGGAUACAGACCAUCCAACAAAAUGGAGUCAUUCAUUCCGAAUGAUGGAACUCACUGUACAAUUGUUGAUUGUGGAUCACCACCAUCUUUACUGAACACACUGUUUCAUCAACCAGUCAACACAACCUACAGAAGCAGAGUUGUAUACCAGUGCCAGGUUGGCUAUGUGCAUGUGACAGGAAAUGACACAUCAGUCUGCUCUGCCCAGGGACAAUGGGAAGGAGCAAACCUGGAAUGUGAAGCUGUUGACUGUGGAUCACCACCAACUUUAUUAAAUACAGUGUCAUAUCCGCCAGUCAACACAACCUAUGGAAGUACAGUUAAAUACCAGUGCCAGGAUGGCUAUGUCCCUGUUAGAGAAAAUGAGACAUUAAUCUGCUCUGCACACGGACAGUGGGAAGGAGCAAAGCUGGAAUGUAAAGCUCUGGACUGUGGAUCACCACUAAGUUUACUGAACGCAAGGCCACGUCAACCAGUCAACACAACGUAUGGAAGUACAGUCGUGUACCACUGCCGGGUCGGCUAUGUCCCUGUGAGUGGAAAUGUUACAUCAGUCUGCUCUGCCCAGGGGCAGUGGGAAAGAGCGAACCUGGAAUGUGAAGCUGUUGAUUGUGGAUCACCACCAUCUUUACUGAACACAUUGUCCCGUCGACCAGUCAACACAACUUAUGGAAGUACAGUUGUGUACCAGUGCCAGGCUGGCUAUGUGCAUAUGAGAGGAAAUGACACAUUAAUCUGCUCUUCCCAGGGACAGUGGGAAGGAAUAAACUUGGAAUGUGAAGCUGUUGAUUGUGGAUCACCACCAUCUUUACUGAACACACUGUCCCAUCGACCAGUCAACACAAUCUAUGGAAGUACAGUUGUAUACCAGUGCCAGGAUGGUUAUGUCCCUGUGAGAGGAAAUGGCACAUCAGUCUGCUCUGCCCAGGGACAGUGGAAAGGAGCAAACCUGGAAUGUGAAGCUGUUGAUUGUGGAUCACCACCAUCUUUACUGAACACACUGUCCCGGCGACCAGUCAACACAACCUAUGGAAGUACAGUUGUAUACCAGUGCCAGGUUGGUUAUGUCCGUGUGAGAGGAAAUGGGACAUCAGUCUGCUCUGCCCAGGGACAGUGGGAAGGAGCAAACCUGGAAUGUGAAGCUGUUGAUUGUGGAUCACCACCAUCUUUACUGAACACACUGUCCCGGCGACCAGUCAACACAACCUAUGGAAGUACAGUUGUGUACCAGUGCCAGGUUGGCUAUGUCCCUGUGAGAGGAAAUGGGACAUCAGUCUGCUCUGCCCAGGGACAGUGGGAAGGAGCAACCCUGGAAUGUGAAGCUGUUGAUUGUGGAUCACCACCAUCUUUACUGAACACACUGUUCUGUCGACUAGUCAACACAACCUAUGGAAGUACAGUUGUAUACCAGUGCCAGGUUGGCUAUGUGCACAUGAGAGGAAAUGACACAUCAGUCUGCUCUGCCCAGGGACAGUGGAAAGGAGCAAACCUGGAAUGUGAAGCUGUUGAUUGUGGAUCAUCACCAUCUUUACUAAACACACUGUCCCAUCGACCAGUUAACACAACCUAUGGAAGUACAGUUGUGUACCAGUGCCAGGAUGGUUAUGUCCCUGUGAGAGGAAAUGGCACAUCAGUCUGCUCUGCCCAGGGACAGUGGGAAGGAGCAAACCUGGAAUGUGAAGCUGUUGACUGUGGUUCACCGCAAGGUUUUGUGAAUACAGUGUCCUACCCACCAGUCAACACAACCUAUGGUCAUACAGUGAUGUACCAGUGCCAGGUUGGCUAUUUUCAUGUGAGAGGAAACAAUGCAUCAGUCUGUUCUGUCCAGGGGCAGUGGGAAGGAGCAAACCUGGAAUGUGAAGCUGUUGACUGUGGAUCACCACCAGCUUUACUGAAUGCAUUGUCCUAUCCAAAAGUUAAUACAACCUAUGGAAGUACAGUCGUCUACCAGUGCCAGGUUGGCUAUGUCCCGGUGAGAGGAAAUGACACAUCAGUCUGCUCUGCCCAGGGACAGUGGGAAGGGGCAAACCUGGAAUGUGAAGCUGUAGAUUGUGGGAUCCCAACUCACGUAACAAAUGCACAACCACCAUUAGUGAGAGGAACAGUGUAUAGAAGCAAAGUCCAGUAUGUUUGCAAGGCUGGUUAUAUAAGCGAAGGAGGAAAUGGCACAUUGAUGUGUUCUGCCCAAGGACAAUGGGAAGGAGCUAAUUUCACUUGUACAGAUUUAUCUUUUGCAGAUAUUGACUGUGGGAGCCCACCAGUUGUCCCACAUGCAGAUCUGCUCCAGUACCAUAGUACAAGACGUGGGAGCAUUGUCCACUAUAGCUGCAGGGAUGGAUUUUAUACUUUGUCAGGAAAGAAUACAUCUGUCUGCACAGAAAGAGGACAAUGGCAAGAUGUAACAUUGCUGUGCAAAGCUAGUGAUUUUAUACUGUUUAAUGAAUCCUGCUUGAAGUGGAGAAGGGACAGCACUGGAUCCAGAUCUGAGGACAUAUAUUUAUUUCAGAUACAAGGACAGAGAGCCUACCAAAGAGAAUUCUUUUCUGAGAGCUCAUUUAAUUAUAGCACAGCAGAUGACACCCCAGUUGUGUGUUUGGACCUGCAACCAGGCACUAACUAUACAGUGAACGUCACUGCUCUAUCACUGCAGCAUUCUGCUUCCAUACAAUUAUCAACAGCAGUCACUGACCCUCCAGUGCCUGAUGUACAGGUUAUGAUUGCAGAGCAAACCCUUCCACCAAUCCGCCUCCGACGGGUGGAAAAUAAAAAUGGACCAAUCAGCUUUUAUCAGGUCGUUGUUCUGCCCUUGCAUCUGCAGCACUCAUUCAAUUGCAAUUCCCAAACCAUGAGAAACUUCUUUGGCCACAGAAAGGGCAGAGAACCAUACGUCACUGCAGAAUUUGUGGCAACAGAUGUUGAGGAUGGGAUGCAGUUUUCUGUGGGAGACCGACUGUACUACAGAGAGUAUUAUAACGCAGCUUUAGAAAAUGGCAAGAACUACCACUUCCUGCUGAAAACAAUCAGUGAAUGGAAUUACGUGAAGAAACAGUCGUGUGUGACUUUGGCACAGUUAAAAGCCAUGGCCAUGGGAUUCUUCUAUGCCCACCUGUGGGAGCAGACAAGGUUGUUUCUCAUUUGAAGGAUGGCACCUCCAACAGUGCAGCACUCUCUCUCAACCACACACUUGGAGUGUUAUCCUUGGAUUCUGUGCUCAACUGUCAGGAGUGGAUGUUAAAUUAAUGACCUUCUGAAUGAUACACAAGUGCUAUAUAGCUGACCCAUAAGAAAAUUGUCAUGUCUUUCAACAAUAGCAACCAUUUUGAGCAGUGGCUUCUAUAAAAAUUACUGGCAGGCUGUUCACCGUAUCACUGUGUAAGGUUUGUUUUUUUAUGGUCUGAUCUUCUUACUUCAUGCGACUCAUUUUACACUAAUAAUGAGAUGUGGUUUACCAUAAGAUGUGAUUUAUUAUGGUUGAAAUGCGGGAUAAAUAUAUAUACCACGUUACAAAACUAGUUUUAUUCUCUAAUAUCCCAAGUACCCUUGUAGAUGGAAACUGCCAUUACAAUAUUAAUAUGCUCACAAAAUCAUUUCUAAUUAUUUUAAAAAUACAUGAAAAGGAAGAAUAGUUUCUAGGAUUAACAAAAAGCAAAACACUGUGGAUGCUGAAAUUCUUUAAUAUUUAUGCCCAGACAUUAGUUUAAAAUCUGCUUUGGGGGUGCAAGAUGUUAAAAAGUAUACACUACCCCGAUUACAGCUGGUUGAACUGGAGGUUACACUUCUUGCUCCCAAAGUUCCUGCUUCUUGGUCCUGAUUUCUCUGGCGUGUGUGAGAGGUCCCUCUGAUUUGAGUGGCUUCUUUUAACUAGUUAUCUGGGUAUUUUCUGAGUCCAGUGGCUUAGCAGUAGUUUGAUGUAACAAUAUAUUUAACAUAAUUUAAAUUGAGUUUCUAUCUGAGGAAAGGUGUUGCAAAAGACAGUAUUGGAUAUUGCAAUUUUCCCUAUUGAUUGAGCUGACCCUAUGAGUCGAGCUGUCUCAAAAACAGUUCUACUGAAACUCCGGUCUAUUGCUCCACCUGAAACUUUGCUGCAUCAUCUCUUCAAUAACCCUUUCGCUGGUCAGUGAUUGGCUUGCAUAACUGCCCAGCUUUCUUCAAUUUGACAAUGAAUGCUGCAAGCUUCCUAGCUUAAUAUCACUGUUCCAUUGUCUCAUUAACACCUACGCAGUGCAAUAUAAUCAACCAAGGUAACAAGUUUGCAUACAUGACCACCUGGCCUGAUCCAAUUCCCAGCAACUGUUCAGUUAGACUGUUUUCCCAGCAUGCCAUUCAAUUGGCUAGUAUUGCUUUCAGUGUCCCAAAUGAGCUGUUAUUUUAUUUAGAAGGAUAUUCCACUACCAACAACUGUCCACGACCAAGAUGAUUAGACUGAGUUAAUUUCUGCCCCCACGUCGAUCUCCGCCCUCACGCUUAACUCCACCCCCACUCCCAGCUCCAGCCCCACACCAGGUCCUAGC
Messenger RNA from Chiloscyllium plagiosum (whitespotted bambooshark), 4898 nucleotides. The record is from RefSeq and is a predicted model, not a curated record. NCBI's taxonomy places the organism in Eukaryota, Metazoa, Chordata, Chondrichthyes, Orectolobiformes, Hemiscylliidae.